Messenger RNA from Fusarium tjaetaba, 819 nucleotides. RefSeq names its product eukaryotic translation initiation factor eIF-1. Bases 1 to 819 code for a protein of 272 amino acids. Gene Ontology annotation, cellular component: eukaryotic 43S preinitiation complex. NCBI's taxonomy places the organism in Eukaryota, Fungi, Ascomycota, Sordariomycetes, Hypocreales, Nectriaceae. Gene Ontology annotation, biological process: translational initiation. The transcript has 4 exons. Gene Ontology annotation, molecular function: RNA binding; ribosomal small subunit binding; translation initiation factor activity. The record is from RefSeq and is a predicted model, not a curated record.
AUGGGCUCUGAUUCAGAGCCCCAUUAUAGAUCACAGUGGAUGCUCACCGAAUUCAUCUCACAAGGCUUUCUGCCUGAGAAAUUAGGCCAAAACACGAGCCAAUCAGCUAGCACGCCCGUGCUGCCUCCUGCCUCCCACCAAAGCCCAAAGCCCAAAGCCCACUUACUCAUCUUGCCCCUCCCGCUUCUACCAAACUCUCCCGACUCUUUCUUCUCCCUAACAACGUCACCAACACAAAUACCCGCAAACUCCAAAGACUUUGCAGCCUCGCAAACCUCGUCGCUAGACAUCCUCAUCGCUUACACACACUACUCGAUAUCUUCACAGCGAGGCGCUAUAUUGCCAGCGGUCGCUGAAAACAUCCUCCUCCCCCUUACAAAACCCAUUUCCCAAGGUAACCCCAGUACCUCCGAGUUUAUGUCCAUCGAAAAUCUCAAGACCUACGCUGACCAUCGCGACCUAGACCCCUUCGCCGAAGCCGACGAGGACACCGGAGAAACUAAGCAGACGCAGAAUUACAUCCAUAUACGCAUUCAGCGUGGCAUCGUUUUCGCGCAUAAUGCUAACAUGGUUCUAGAGCGUAAUGGACGUAAGACUUUGACCACUGUUCAGGGUCUCCCCAAGAAAUUUGACCAGAAGAAGAUUCUUAAGGUCAUCAAGAAGAAGUUUGCCUGCAAUGGCACUAUCGUCAACGACUCCGAGAUGGGAGAGGUGAUCCAGCUCCAGGGUGAUCAACGCAAAGAUGUUCAGGAAUUUCUCAUCGACAAGAAGGAAGGCCUCGAGCUAGAUGCCAAGACCAUCAAGGUCCACGGUUUCUAA